AUGCCAAGAAAACUGUGGCAUGUAAAGCUAUACUGCCCCCACUCUGGCUGUGCACAAAAAGAACUAACUAGUGCUGAACUUUAUCCACACAUUCGGCAAGUACUUGACAUAGAUGGGUAUUACAACUUGGCAGCUGAGUAUCUGGAGUGCAGGAACUGCACCUGUAAGGUACUGUCUCUGUUCUAUUCCACUGUAUCUGUUACAUAUCGCAAUUGAAUCCAGGUUAAGAUUUUAGAACCAAUAACAUAUUUGUGCAAAGCCCUAUGGAGUCUCUCCUAUAUUUCGUCCAUGCAUUGCUAAUAAAUGCACUUGCCAUCGUCUGUCAAGGCUCUCUUUUCGUUUUUAUUAUGUUUAAAAGGUAAUAAGCUGGAGUGGCCCAAUUGUCAACCAGCUGGAUAUGGACCACAAGAUGCAGUUCCCUACCAUACUCAUCUACCGCUAUGCAUGUGAUGUUCGGGUCAUUCGCUUGCUGAGACAACGAGGCCUAGGUAAUAGUGCCACCCAACUACAGAGAAAGCUAACAGAACAGCACAGUGAAAGGUGGCGCGUAUGUACGAUCCAGUACCUGAAUGAUUGCAAACACUUCAGGGAUGUUUCUAAUAUUGGCCUUUAAUUACUUGCCCCAAAUUUGAAGAUCUGCCUGAGUACAUUCCCCUGCCGUCAUACAAGUGGUUCCUUACUGCUUAUGUCCAAGACAUUCUGCCACGCAUUGAGGAAGUUAAAUCUGGAAUCACAUCCACUUUUGGGAUAAUAAUUGAAAUGGAUUCCACCAAGAAGAUUGUUAAAAAGCUGGCAGGACACAGCACUGGGCCACAAAUGUUGCAAAUGAGAGAGAGCAGAUACUGAUGAGUGUCCUUACUGCUAGUGAAGGAGUGGGACUACAACCAAUGGCAGCAGGCCUCAUGAAGAGAUACUCGGAUGCGGGUGUACCCCCACCUAAAGUUCUCUAUGUUGAUUGUCACUGCUGUGGAGGUGGUGCAGUGAAGACAAAAGAUCUCUUCUCCCAGUGGUCACAGAUGGUGAUAUCCGUCAACAUAUGGCACUUUAUGCGACGCAUUGCUGUUGGUUGCACUACAGAGUCCCAUCCAAUGUAUGCCAUUUUCCUCGGCCAUCUUUCCAGUGUAUCUUUGAGCGGAGCCAGGAAGCCCUACAGCUCUUAA
Messenger RNA from Porites lobata, 1160 nucleotides. NCBI's taxonomy places the organism in Eukaryota, Metazoa, Cnidaria, Anthozoa, Scleractinia, Poritidae. The record is from the annotation of a GenBank genome assembly.